This is a messenger RNA of Pteronotus mesoamericanus, 1858 nucleotides long. RefSeq names its product cytochrome c oxidase assembly protein COX11, mitochondrial. Gene Ontology annotation, cellular component: mitochondrial inner membrane. Gene Ontology annotation, molecular function: copper ion binding. Lineage: Eukaryota; Metazoa; Chordata; Mammalia; Chiroptera; Mormoopidae. Bases 49 to 870 code for a protein of 273 amino acids. The record is from RefSeq and is a predicted model, not a curated record. The transcript is spliced from 4 exons.
GCGAGAUCUUACCUCGAGCGUGACAGGCGGGCAUUCUUUCUGGGCGGUAUGGGAGGGCUUUGGCGUCCGGAAUGGAGGCGCGUCGGUCUUUGUGGCUGGCGAUGGUGUCCCGCUGGGGCUCCGACCAGCUUUGCGGAGUGGGUAGAGCAGUGUCUUAAGCCAGGGAGGAGUGGGACAGGAGGUGCUGAGAGGGGGCUGAGGCGCCUUGGAACAUGGAGGCGCCCAAGCCUGGCCGGAGACCUAGCCGUACCCCGGCGACCGAAGAGCACGAACCCUUACACGCGCGCGCAGGAGGAGGAAUGGCGGCGGCGGAACAAGACCGUCCUCACGUACGUGGCCGCGGCCGCUGUGGGCAUGCUGGGGGCGUCCUACGCCGCCGUACCCCUGUAUCGGCUCUAUUGCCAGACAACUGGACUUGGAGGAUCAGUAGCAGCAGGGCAUGCAUCAGACCAGAUUGAAAACAUGGUGCCUGUUAAGGAUCGUAUAAUUAAAGUCACCUUUAAUGCAGAUGUGCAUGCAAGUCUCCAGUGGAACUUUAGACCUCAACAAACAGAAAUAUAUGUAGUGCCUGGAGAGACUGCACUGGCAUUUUAUAAAGCUAAGAAUCCUACUGACAAGCCAGUAAUCGGAAUUUCUACAUACAAUGUUGUACCAUUUGAAGCUGGGCAGUAUUUCAAUAAAAUACAGUGCUUCUGUUUUGAAGAACAAAGGCUUAAUCCACAAGAGGAAGUAGAUAUGCCAGUGUUUUUCUACAUUGAUCCUGAAUUUGCUGAAGAUCCAAGAAUGGUGAAUGUUGAUCUCAUCACUCUUUCUUAUACAUUUUUUGAAGCAAAGGAGGGGCACACAUUGCCAGUUCCAGGCUAUAACUGAAGUCAGCAACUAAGUCCUGCUUCAAAUUUGUGAUUUUUGAAAAAUCAUGUAUCUUGUCUUCUCGGAAGAGAAACAUUCUAUAAUAAUAUAUUCCAUGAUAUUUUAUGCUUUCUAUUUUAAAUGUUAUAUAGCAAUUUUUUCCCCCAACUAAUUUGCCCUACUUAAAAUAGAGACCAGGUUCAGCUUUUUAUCAUGAAUCCACAUGCCUUUUUAGAAUGUGUGAUUGUUCAAAACCAUACUUCGCUAAGUAGUAUUAAAGGAAACUGCUUUGUUUUGUAAAUGUGUAUGCCUGGACUUGGUGGUUCGGCUUAAUUCAUUGGUUCCCUUCCACAUUAUUAGCACUAUACUUGUUAGCAAUAAUUUAUUUUUUAAAUGCCUAGUAUUGUCUUAGGCUCUAGGUCAGAACUUCAGACUAUAUUUCUAAAAACAGUUGGUUUUCCCCAUUGUGCACAGUCACUCUUUUAAAAAUUCAAAAUGGAAGAGGAAUCACUAAACCCUAAGUUUACCCAAGGAUCAUAUUUUGAUUUCAGAUGUGAUUUUUUAAGAUCUAGGGCAAUUUACAUUCAAAGUACUGAAUAAUUUGAAAUUUUGGUAUCAUGAAAAUGCAAGUACCUGCUAGGCUUCUAAUAUUUCUUAUGAUAGUUCCAAGUCCCUGAAUGCUGAAGUGUGAGUGUGGGAAAUGUGAAGGUUCAUGACAUUAGAAGUUCUGCAAUGAACAGCCUCUGUAAAAAAGAUGUAUUAAAUUGUUUUAAUAGUAAUUUAUUUGUCAUUGUAAUUUAUAACAUAAAUGAAUGCAUAAUUUAUUCUGAAUGUUUUCCAGUAGUCUUUAUUCCAAGUAGAAAUAUUAAAUUGCAGUAAAAAGAAAAAAACAUUUAGUAGUAUAAAGAAUCAUAUUUAAAGGGAACUAAUUGUAGCAUUUGGUGACCUCUUCAGGGUAUCUGAAAUAUAAACUACAAUAUUAAAACUUUUUUACAAUUCAUAAUUCUAA